Molecule: messenger RNA, 2074 nt
Organism: Schizosaccharomyces octosporus yFS286
Lineage: Eukaryota; Fungi; Ascomycota; Schizosaccharomycetes; Schizosaccharomycetales; Schizosaccharomycetaceae
Product: 19S proteasome regulatory subunit Rpn6
Exons: 3
Coding region: 687-1952 (421 amino acids)
Biological process (GO): ubiquitin-dependent protein catabolic process
Cellular component (GO): proteasome regulatory particle, lid subcomplex
Molecular function (GO): structural molecule activity; protein binding
Source: RefSeq, a predicted model, not a curated record
CGACUAAGGGAAUCCUGUAAGUCAAAGCGUUUUCGCACAAUUAAUGAGUCUAAACGUCUCUCAAGCUCUUGUAAUUCAACAUAUUGAUUUGCUUCCAGUAUAGUUUCCAAAAGUUUCUCAGGAAUUUCACGUUCUAAUAGUCGAAUCUCUUUUUUUACCUCACUUGCUUCUUUAGUAUCUCGCUCAUUACUUUUUUCGCUGAGAUUAGGAUUUCCCGACAUGAAUUCUAAAUUAAAAUGAAAACAAUGACUAUAUUCGCUGGUUGGGUCGAAUUUUUUGAUACUUGAGAAACUAUAUCGUUGGACGAAUGAAUAUGGCUAUGAAGAACUUAUGGUGUUGAGUAAAUGAAUCCAUGUCUGCCUUUUAACAUAUGAGAAUUAGCAGCAAAAAUCAAUUUAUUUAAAUAAUUGAGAUUUUCUACUUUAGUUUAAUACCCAUUUUGUUCGUUUAGGAUAUUAUUUUACGAUCAUUGUUGGCACCCUGCAAAGUCCUGUGGUUAUUCCUCAUUGAAGAAGUUUUUUAUUUAUUUCAGCAAUUCCUUAAGAAAUAAAAACAAUAAUACAAGAAAUCUCUUUUACUAUAUCGCCUUUUCCUGUUUAAUGUCAAAUCACUUGAGUAACAUUGUCACUUGUAGGUUUCCUUCAUGAAAUAAGCAGCAGAGGCAUUAGCAAGCAGCUACCAACAACAUGCCUUCAAACGCGAGCAUUGAACUAGCAGGAGCUGAGCUAAAAAGCAAGAACUUUGCAAAAGCAGAGGCUAUUUAUAGAGAAAUUCUUCAAAAAAAUGUAAAGAAAGAUGACUCUCUAAUUAACGAGCAAGAACAAGCGAUGGUCGGCUUGAGCGAUCUCUAUGUUGCUGAAAAUCGUCAUGAAGAUUUAGCCAAAUUUGUUCAAGAAGUUAGACCGCUGAUGUCGAAUUUUUCGAAAGCUAAAUCCGCAAAAAUUAUUCGUACAUUGAUAGACAAGUUUUCCGGUGCCAAAAGUUCAUUACAUUUGCAGAUUGAAGUCACCAAAAGCUGUAGAGAAUGGGCUGUUGAGGAAAAGCGAACUUUCCUUCGUCAAGCCUUAGACACAAAGCUUAUUUCCUUAUAUUACGAAAACAGCUCUUAUACCGAUGCCAUCAAUUUAACGAAUACUAUUCUUUUUGAACUCAAAAAGAUGGAUGAUAAAAUGCUUCUCACAGAAGUUCAUCUAUUAGAAUCUAAAGUUUAUCAUGCCAUUAGAAAUAUCCCCAAAGCCCGUGCUUCCCUUACUGCUGCCCGUACAGCCGCUAAUGCCAUAUACUGUCCUGCUGCACUUCAAGCCAGCCUAGAUAUGCAAAGUGGUAUUUUACAUGCUGAAGAGGCAGACUUCAAAACCGCUUACUCCUACUUUUAUGAAGCUUAUGAAGGAUAUAAUACAUUGGAUGACGUGAAAAAGGCUCUUUCUUCUUUCAAAUAUAUGCUACUUUCUCAAAUCAUGUUAAACUCUAUUUCUGAAGUAAAAUCUUUGUUAACAGGGAAGCACUCUGCAAAAUAUUCCGGAAGAGACAUAGAGGCCAUGCGUGCUGUUGCUCAAGCUCACGAAAAUCGUUCUCUUGCUGACUUUGAAAAGGCCUUGCAAGAUUUCAAGCAAGAAUUGGCCUCUGAUCCUAUCAUCCGUUCCCACCUAAGUACUUUAUAUGAUAACCUCCUAGAACAAAACUUGCUUCGCGUCGUGGAACCAUACAGUCGUAUCGAAGUUUCACACAUUGCCAAUGUAAUUGGUCUCUCUACCGUACAGGUUGAAGGAAAGCUUAGUCAAAUGAUCUUAGACAAAGUGUUUUAUGGAAUUCUUGAUCAAGGUAGCGGUAUCUUAAUUGUCUUUGAUGAACCACAACAAGAUAAAACUUAUGAGGCUGCUUUGGAGGUCAUCAAGAAUAUGGGAACAGUUGUUGAUCUACUGAUUGAAAACAAAGCUUCUGCUUUACUUUAAAAUGUUAUUUUCAUAUUUCAUGAGCCCAAAUAAAUAAUCUCUUAUUCAAAAUUUUUUGAGUAGAAGUUUAGGUAAAUGACAAAAACUUAAAUUCGUAUUGGUAGUGUAGUUGAGUCUCGCGC